This is a messenger RNA of Amphibalanus amphitrite, 4584 nucleotides long. RefSeq lists its product as uncharacterized. The record is from RefSeq and is a predicted model, not a curated record. The transcript has 6 exons. NCBI's taxonomy places the organism in Eukaryota, Metazoa, Arthropoda, Thecostraca, Balanomorpha, Balanidae. The coding region runs from base 66 to 4148 and encodes 1360 amino acids.
CGCCGGACCGGUCGCGGAGCGCCGGCCGGCCGCCAGUCGGCUCCUCGACCUGACGCUGGUCGGACAUGGCUGCCCCCUCGGCCGCUCGUCGGGCGCUGCUGGUCGGCGCCUCGCUGCUCCCACUGCUCCUCUCAGUGUCGGCCUCUGACGUAUGCGGACCUGAACCGACCGUCAUCCAUGUCGCCAAGGGAGAGAAGAAACAUGUGAAGUUCUGGAACACAGAAGAGGUCCCGACCACCACACCACAGCCGGCGGAUAUUACAGACACGGUGGAGAUAUGUACUGGCCACCUCUCGGAUGGCUUGGAGCGCUCCGGGGACUCCCACAGCCCGGGUUGCGGGCACGGCUCUGCCGGCCCCGACAGCUCCGAUAGCAAGAGCCCCACCAAUCCCGACAGCCAGAGCUCCGCCAGCCCUGAGGACUCAGACAAGCAGAGCCCCGCCAGCGCUGAGGGCUCAGACAAGCAGAGCUCCGCCAGCCCUGAGGGCUCAGACAAGCAGAGCUCCACUGGCCCUGAGGGCUCUGACAGUCAGAUCUCCACCGGCCCUGAGGGCUCUGACAGCCACAGCUCCGCCGGCCCUGAGGGCUCCGAUGGCCAGAGCGCCACCAGCCCUGAGGCCUCCGACAGCCAGAGCUCCGCUGGCCCUGAGGGCUCAGACAAGCAGAGCUCCGCCAGCCCUGAGGGCUCCGAUAGCCAGAGCUCCGCUGGCCCUGAGGGCUCCGACAGCCAGAGCUCCGCUGGCCCUGAGGGCUCCGACAGCCAGAGCUCCGCCAGCCCUGAGGGCUCAGACAAGCAGAGCUCCACUGGCCCUGAGGGCUCCGAUAGCCAGAGCUCUGCUGGCACUGAGGGCUCUGACAGUCAGAUCUCCACCGGCCCUGAGGGCUCUGACAGUCAGAUCUCCACCAGUCCUGAGGGCUCUGACGACGUCCAGCAGCAGCUGGCUGAGCUUUCUGCUCUGUCGGCCAUUUCAGCCAUGGCCAGCGAAGCGUCGUCAGGAUCACAGGAGGAGGAGGAGGAGGGAAGCGCGGCGCAGCCAGAUGUGGAGAGUCCCAGUGAGGCUACCGAGACAGACGGCGCAACUGGUGUCAGUGUCGAGCCAGAGGGAACUUCCGAGGCCGAGGGUGCCCCAGGAGCUGAAGUCGACUUGCCCUCCGGGAAGACUCCCGAUGUUCAGAAAGACGAAGAGGUAUCUAUAGCACAGCCCGACCAAGAACAGGAAAAGUCGACAAAUUAUUAUCCCAUUGCAGACCGUGUUGUUUCUCAUAUCGUUAAAAAAGAUGAGGAAGCUGUGAAGGCUGAGGCUCAUGUUGUUUCUUCCCCUAGUGACUCAUUUGUGGUUGAUGAGAACUCAGAAACACCAGAGCCAUCGUCAGGUGCUGAUGAGAGUCAGCUAGAAGGCUCUGGAGUGGAAGAACAGUUUUCGGCAUCUGCGACCAUUCCGUUGAACAAAUACCAUGAGAUCCGGAUACCAUUACAAGAUGGCGAAGCUCCCGGGCUUUCAUUCGAGGGCUCCGGAGAGUUCGCUGCCUUUGAUGUCGGUUCGGAGACUGAUAUAGAAGAUGACCACGAACGGCUGCUGAAGGUAACGGACAUCAAUGACGACAAGGUGACUCUGGAGUGGACGCCUGAUCGCGAGGGCUCCGGCGACUUCACCCUGCAGUUUGACUCUGCGCUGGAGGCGGCGGAGCGGGAGGGCUCCGGCGACUUCACCCUGCAGUUUGACUUUGCGCUGGAGGCACCGGAGGAGGAGGGCAGCGGCGUGGUCGCGGAUCAGACCGCGGACCUGGGUCGGCAGGAGGAGCCGCUGUCGGCCGACGCACCGGGAGCAGAGGUGGAGGCGCCAAAGGUGCACGGCUCGGCUAACCAUGAUCCUGCUUCACCAGAGGAGGAGCAGGACGAGCUACUGCCGGUGGCACAGCUGCAGCCCGAGCCGUCGGAGACCAUCUACCACCUGCUGUCAUCCCUGCCGCUGGGCCGACCUGCUGCUGACGCCACUGCUGAUCAGGCCACGGCCCAUGUCGAGGAGCAGGCUGACGCGAUCCCUUAUCAGGCCGUGAGCCAGUCUGAUGACACGCUGACUUCAGAAGAGCGCCUGCUGCUAGUGCAGGGCCUCGAGGGCGACCGUGUCAUCCUUCAGCACAUCCCUGACGAAGAGGAGGGAUCUGGCAGUGCCACGUUCGCCACAGAUCUGGCCCGGAAGCCAGUUGAGGAGGAGACUGAAGCCUCUGGUCAGGCUUACACGGACACCGCCUUCGAGGCGCCUGGGGAGACCGACAGGGACGCUACCGUCGAGGCGUCUGGGGACUCCGCGCUUCAGGAGGAAGAGGUCAGUUUGAGCAACGAGUCCGAAGGUACUUCGGUGAACAGCGGAGCGCAGAAAUACAGCGGUAAGCACCCGCUGAUCCGUGAGGAGACCUGGGUCACCGAGGAAUCGGACAUCAUUGCGCCGGAGGUGCACAUUCCGGCGCAUGUCGAGAGCGAGCUGCAGGCGGGACCAGUGUCGGGACCGGUGGUCAGGGGCACCGAGCAGCUGGCCCAGGUGGAAAAGGGUGUCGUGCUGGAGGAGCUGCCCGUGGCAAAGACUGACGGAGAUCCCCUCCCACAGGUCUUCGAGAGUGAGGAGCAGGUCGCUGAUGAAGCUGGCACGGGCGAGACAGGAGUUGAGGUUGAUAUAAGUCCUGAUGAGUCAGAAUUGGAGAAAAGUGAAUCAAACUCUAACGAAGAAGAGAUGAAGUCAACGGACAGUGUCAACGGUAAUCCGGAUGUUACUGAAGACAAGGAGGAAACUGCGACUUCUGAGGCAAAUGCUGCUGCAACCGAAGAUGGAAGUAAGGAAGAUCAGGAGUCUGACAACGAGAACGAGGAUGUUGAUGACGACGAUGAUGAUGAUGAUUAUGAUGAUGAUGAUGAUGGUGAUGACACUGAAACCAGAGAAACGGCUGCUUCUAAUACAGUGGAUGGGAAAAAUAACGAGGAAGAUGCAGGCGCUGAAGAUGCCGUUGAGAAAGAUGCUGAGAUAAGUGGCAAUGAUUCAGCAAAUGUAGAGUUCGAAGAAGUAGACGACAAAACUGAUGAUUCCGAUGAUAGCCAAGAGAGUGAUUUUGCCGAUGCUGAUUCUGAAGAAGUUGUAGAAGCUGAAGGUUCUGGCGAUCCCACUCCAGUCUCCACGGAUCCGCUGUCUCUGCUGAGUAGCGUGUACCGUUUCAUCAACGGCGACCAGAACACGCCGCUUUGGCCGCCCAAGCGACCCGCCUGGAUCGACUUCUCUUCCCCCAUGAUGCGGGAGGUGAUCAGUGGAGCAGUGCAGGAUUCAGACGAGUCUGCCACGCAUGAGACCAUCGUGGUAGGCCAGGGACCCUACUUUGAGCUGUAUGGGGCCGGGCUGCCGGACCGGCCGCAGCAAAACUACCCUGUAUAUGAUCAGACGGAAGAGCAGGAGUCGGAGGCCCAAUCAGAGCCAGAGCCGGAGCCAGAGCCUCAGCCGGAACCGGAACCGGAACCGCACUCCGAGCCGGAGCCAGAGCCAUACUCGGAGCCAGAGCCUGAGCCACACUCGGACUCGCUGGACUCAGAACCUCUGGCGGACUCGGAGCAGUCGCAGAGUUCCCAUGCUGGGCCAUCUAAGCCCGAACAGCAAAUGCUGUCCUUCGACGCAGCUGAAAGUCUGAGAAACACUGAUGACCAGUUGUUUAGGUUCAUCCGGUCUCAGCCGUACCCGUUCGUGUCGGCUCUGCUGCACGGCACCGGACACCGCGGCUCGCGGAAGGCCACCAGCGCCGUAGACUGCGAGUGGCAGAUCAAGACGGAGCCUCAUCUCUACCUGUUGGUGACGGUGAACAACCUGAGCGCCCCCUACACAGUCGACUGCGACGGCGCCUACAUUGAGGUGGAGCGGGAACGGGACGGUUUCGAGGCGCGCUGGUGCGGCAACCGAAUCAAACAGAGCGGCUCCCGGCCUCACAUGGUGUUUGCCCGUGGAGAGGUGCGCAUCGCCGUGUUCAACGACGGCAAUACCACGCAGCUGCCGACUGGCUUCGAGGCAGACGUCGAGGUGGUGGACCUGCUAGACGCGCGACAGUACGCUACGUUUCGACGCUCCGGCCUGAACUUCCGGCAGCUUGGGCAGGACCCGGUUCUGCCUCAGUGACCCGGAAUUUCUGCAUUGACCGAGCUUAAUUGCAAGAUCUGGCAGCGAGUCUCAAAGGAUUGUCAACAACGAGACCAAAAAUAGGCGACAAAGAGUCGAACUGAUGAUGCUGAAGACUCAGAACUCUAUCGUGUUGUGCUAUGAACACUCCGUCCAUUUGUAAUACCACAGGGCAUUAUGUUUUUAUGUGCUUUGUAUAGUAAUCAAAGCAAGUGAAAGCUGGCAUUGCAGCAACAUGUAUUUGUUUGUUUGUUCGUGGGCAUUGACUCAUUUAUGUAGUUCAGUUGACGUUAUAUUCAGAGAUGAUGCGAUGAAGCUACGGAUAUUCCAUCAAGUGGUGCGAUCUCUCCGAAUCUUCUGCCGGGUGAUGCGUAACCAUCAGGCUGAUCUACCACGACUUAAAUAGAAGUGCUGGCCGAAUAAAUAUCGUAGUGUA